GAGUGUUCUCUAGGUCCACUGUCUGAUAGCAGCUGACUUCAUUUAUUGAAAAGCCUGCUACAGCACUGGAACGGCUUCUUCGAUUCCUUAAAAGGGGUCUGCGGAUCACUUACAUUGUCUUUCCCCUCAGUCGGCAGUUUACACGGUUGGUAUUAUAACUAACAUUCAGGGAGAAAAAUCACUGCACGGUCUUGGAGAAGCCGCCCAGUAGCACAGGUGAAAAGACCAUUUUCCGCAUUUGGCGGAGGGACUGACUGCAUCGGGAUAUCAGCGACAGGACGCGUCGUCUAAAUCGGUUUGAUUGACAGCCCUCUGGACGAGACGGCGGCGCAGUCCCUUGGAACCCUGCCCUCGGCCCGUCCCCUCCGCUCCCCCCCCCCCAACCCCACCCACCCCCCCCUUUGUCCGGGAGAACCGUCCAGCACAUCACCAGUUCCAGCAGCGGCCGCGCCAGACCCCCCGUGCCUGGCUGGACCCACGGAAGGGGCCUUCCCACGGGGACGCAGAGAGCCCGGUGCCGCCACGCAGUUCUUCGACCCCCCGGGGGACAGUGACAGUGUGCACAGGAACACUUUAAGGACUGUUAGUCAUGAGUGAAUUCUGGUUGUGCUUCAACUGCUGUAUCGCAGAGCAGCCCCAGCCGAAACGACGGAGGCGUAUCGACCGGAGUAUGAUCGGGGAGCCCACCAACUUCGUCCACACGGCCCACGUGGGGUCGGGAGACCUCUUCAGUGGCAUGAACUCGGUGAACUCAAUUCAGACCCAAAUGCAGUCGAAGGGCGGCUACGAGGGAGAGGCCAUGCCAGUCAACGUGCAGCUGCAGAUGGUCGACACUAAAGCAGGAUAGCAUGCUGGCUCUGAGGUUCAGUCGGUGUUUCCUCAUCCUGGAGCCUUGCCUUGGCUUGCCCUGCUCUCCCUCCUCUUCCUCCUCCUCCUCUUCCUCCUCCUCCUCCUCCUCCUCCUCCUGUUCAUGCCCUCAGUGACUGCUUCCACCUACCCCACUCACGCAGCAGACACCCUGGACAGUGGCGCAGUAAAGCACUUACCGAAUGAAUGAAUGAGGCCGCCGAGUGUGGGUGAUGCUUCUCUUCACCAGAGGGGCCUUUCUGGCGUACAGGAAUCAACACGAGCGGCAUUCCCUCGCUUUCUCUCUCUCUCUCUCUCUCUCUCUCUCUCUCUCUCUCGCUCGCUCGCUCGCUCGCUCGCUCGCUCGCUCUCUCUUUCGGUGUGUGUCUCCUGUGGAUGCUCGCAUGUCAUCUUGUCCCUGCCAGUGCUAAACUGUGUUAAUGCUUAUUCUCUCUGUCUGUGAUGUUGCCGUGAGCGGUUGUUAUUCUCUCGACAUGUAAUGUUUCGGAGUUCUGAAACCGACCAGUGCAAAUGUUUAAUUUGUUGUAUGUUUUUUGUUUUUUUUUGGUUGCUUUAUAUAUUUUUGCCAUGAACAGAAUAUUUCUUUUUGUAUUUUGAGGUAGGCCACCAGUAUCACACUGAGUUUGUGGGGGAAAAAUGAAAAUGGCUUGCUGCGGUUUUACGGUGCCAAAAUGGCUGUUGCUUUUGUAAAAAAAAAAAAAAAAAAUAUCAUAAAUACAGAACAUAAAAUCGACUAUAAUAACUUCCUUUUCGGACAAGAAGUACAUUGUGACUCCAGCAAAAGUGAAUGCUGUUCAUAGGAAAUGUGAUUGUUUCGUUUCUGUUUACAUUUGAUUUACUGUUUUAAUCCUUUUUUUUUUCUUUUUUUUCUCCUAGUGAUCAUAAAUGAUUGGAAUAAGUGUUGAAUGUUGAAGUGCCUAGCUGGCACUUAACUCCAACUCUCUGCUGUAAACAUCGUUUUCUGUAAACUUGACUCCAAGACUCCAGAGCUCUAGUGUAUACGCUGUACAUUGACAUGUAAAAAAAAAAAAAAAAUGAUAUUUAAGUAUUAGUCCUCGGUACCAGUGCGGUUGUCAUACCUACAUGGCAAAUGGCUUAACUGGCCAUCAGGCCCUAGGGGAAAUGUAAACAUACCUCUAGCCUGUUCGAUUGCCAAAAUCAGUCACUGGUGUUCUCGAAACUUGUAACACGUUUUAUAAGGAACCAGAAGCCAACCUCAUAUAGCAAAUGUCUUCCGUGGUCUUAUAACAGAGACCAUUGGGUAAAGCCUUGGCAAAAUUCACAUUAUUAUUUCAAAGCAUAGGCUGAGGUGCUUGCCACAAGUCAACAGGGUGAAUUUCUUACCAACUAGAAUAGGUGACAUUUUGCUCAGGUUCAACGCUGUGUUCUUCAUUUUUUGAACAGAGAACUCAAUUAUUUCAUAUUGCAC
Clupea harengus (Atlantic herring) is the source of this 2296-nucleotide messenger RNA. RefSeq names its product CDC42 small effector 2 (gene cdc42se2). Gene Ontology annotation, cellular component: plasma membrane. NCBI's taxonomy places the organism in Eukaryota, Metazoa, Chordata, Actinopteri, Clupeiformes, Clupeidae. The record is from RefSeq and is a predicted model, not a curated record. Gene Ontology annotation, biological process: regulation of Rho protein signal transduction. Gene Ontology annotation, molecular function: small GTPase binding.